This is a messenger RNA of Daucus carota subsp. sativus, 1623 nucleotides long. RefSeq lists its product as uncharacterized. Gene Ontology annotation, molecular function: nucleic acid binding; zinc ion binding. The transcript has 4 exons. Bases 1 to 1623 code for a protein of 540 amino acids. The record is from RefSeq and is a predicted model, not a curated record. NCBI's taxonomy places the organism in Eukaryota, Viridiplantae, Streptophyta, Magnoliopsida, Apiales, Apiaceae.
AUGGUUGAUAGAUCAAAAUUCAAAUGCUUCAACUGUGGUCUAGCUGGACAUUUCUCUAAUGAGUGCAGAAGACCUUCUGUUGAGAAGAGAUCUUCUUCUGAAAAUGUAGAUUAUAGAAGGAAAUAUUUUGAUCUACUCAAGCAGAACAAAGAAAAGGCAUUCAUAACUGAGGAUGGGACUAAUGAUUUGAUUGCUGAAAGAAAUGGAAAGCUUGGGACUGAAUUAAUCCAAUUGGAUAAAUUUAAAAAGUCUUCUGAGCUUGCUAAAGAUGAGUUGUUGGCUAUUCUAAAAAGAGAAGAAAUUGUCAAAAAGCAAUUGGAAAGGGAACAAGAGAUAAUAGCUAAGUGGAAAGAUUCCAGAAAUGUUCUUGAGAACAUGUAUAGUCCAUCAACGGAUGGAAGCUAUCCAUCGAAGAAUCGGACAGCAGUUGAUGAAGAAAAACUCAAAAAGCUUGACAAGAAAUAUGGGCCCAUCAAUAAAAAUUUUGUGAAAGAAUCUGGUAGUUCUAAGAAGAUUGAGAAAGAAGGGAUUGGUCACAGUGCAGAAAGGGUGGAGGCUGGAAAAGGAAAGAAGAAGCGCUCUAGGAAUGGCAAUGUUGGGAUCAAUAAAAGGAAUGAUUAUACACCUAAUAAAAAUGCUGUUAUAAAAACUUGCUCUAAGUGUGGUAGUGUUAAUCAUCUUGCUAUUCACUGCGAAACUGUUUUAUCUGAUCAUUGCAUGCCUAGUCCUAUGAUGAAUGCUCACAUGCCUAUGUUUCCAAAUGCCCCCAUUCAAUAUGCUAACAUGCAAUUCAUGCCUAAUCCAUAUUUUGGUGCAUUUUACUUGCCUACUAUACCUAUUCACAAUGAUAACAUGAAUCAUGUCAUUGUCAAUCAAUUCCCUUUGAAUUCUACCAUUGUUGGUUCUUCUAAUUCUGUUGUGCUGCCUAAAGUUAAGAAGAAUAAUUCUGAGGAUGAAGUUGUUUCAAAACCUUCUAUAUCCAAACAAAACAAUGCUUUUAAAACAAAGGGAGGAAGAAAGAAUCUUUGGUACCUGGAUAGUGGUUGCUCAAGGCACAUGACUGGACAUUGUACCCUGCUCAGCAAAUUUGAGGAAAGAGCUUGCCCAAUAAUUACCUUUGGAGAUGACAACAAAGAAUUUACUCUUGGACAUGGCUUGAUUUCAAAAGGAAAUGUUUUCAUUGAUAAUGUUGCAUUAGUUAAAGGUCUUAAGCACAAUUUGCUUAGUAUUAGUCAACUAUGUGACAGAGGACAACAAGUUUGGUUCUCAACAGAAGCCUGUGUUAUUUCUGACAAGAAGGAUAACAAAGUGGUGCUAACUGGAAACAGGAAGGGAAAUGUCUACAUAGAUGACUUCAAUUCUAUUAAUGCAGAAUCAAUCACUUGCUUAUUCAGCAAAGCAAGUUUGGAUGAUAGUUUGCUAUGGCACAAGAUAUUGUCCCACUUAAAUUUCAAGACCAUGAAUGAUCUUGUGAGAAAAGAUCUUGUUAGAGGACUGCAAAAAUUGGAAUUUUCCAAGAUUGGCCUAUGUGAUGCUUUUCAGAUUGGAAAGCAAAGAAAGUCCUCUUUCAAAAGCAAAUUGAAAUCCUCAAUUGAUAGACCGUACCUCUACAACUUCUGUUAG